Cyclocybe aegerita is the source of this 1575-nucleotide messenger RNA. The record is from the annotation of a GenBank genome assembly. NCBI's taxonomy places the organism in Eukaryota, Fungi, Basidiomycota, Agaricomycetes, Agaricales, Hemipholiotaceae.
AUGUCCUCUGCGAUCCAACUCUCCUCCGUCUGGCUCCUCCGAAACCUCUUCUUCAUCGUCGCCUCAGUCGUCUUCACGUAUCUGCUCAUUCGGAUCAUAUACAAUCUUUUCCUUUCCCCGCUUAGCGCGAUACCCGGCCCAUGGCACUAUGCCAUUUCUGAUCUUCCGCUCAUCUCUCACGUCGUUCGUCUGCAGCAGUGCAAGACCGUGCAGUCCCUCUUCGACACUUACGGUCCCGUUGUCCGCGUAGGGCCCAACAGGGUCGUCUUUCGAGAUCUCUCCACUAUGCGGAACGUCUACUCAGUACACAAGUUCGACAAGAGCAACUACUACAAGAGCCUUCUCACCAACGACAACGAUCACGCUAUGACCACUCUCGAUCACGCUAGUCACACUAUCAAACGAAAGUCCUACGCUCCUCACUACACGCACAGCAGCGUUGCUCAGUUUCAACCUGAAAUGCAGGAAUAUACCUUUGAGCUUAUCAAUACCCUGGAGAGUAUCUCUGGGAAAACUCCGGUGGAGUGCCUGGCCCUCUUCCGACACCUAAUGGUUGAUGUGGUGGUUUCUUCUUCUUUCGGUUAUCGCCUCGGAGCAGUAGGCAAGUGGGCCAUGGACGUCGAAGAUCCCCUUUCCACGGCGAUAAACGACUUCCCCAAACGCGGAAUUCUGCGCAGCGUUGUUCCCACUUGGGCCUGGAACCUUGUUUGUCGAAUCCCCAAUAACCGCUGGAAGCAGCUUUGCGAUUCUGACAAAAUUCUUGCCGAGUUCGUGAGCGGUCGCGUAUACGAGAUGCGUGCACAGAUGAACGCUGGAAAAUUUGGCGACUCCGAGAAGCUUUCCAUGCUUCAGCGGCUGCUGAAGUAUCGAUAUUCCCCAGCUGAACAAAUGCCUGACCAUGAUAUCAUUUCGGAAUGUAUCGGACACCUAAUGGCUGGAACUGACACUACGUCCACGUCCAUUUCGUACCUAUUUUGGGAACUCAGUCGCCGUCCAGACAUCAUGAAAAAGCUUCAAGCCGAACUCGACGACGCCAUGCCGGACUCCAAGGUACUGCCUGAUAUCACGGUUUUACAAGAGCUGCCCUACUUCAGCGCAUUUUUGAAAGAAGGUCUUCGUCUUUACACCGCUGUCCCCAGCCUUCUUGAACGCGUGGUCCCGACCUCGACUUCGAAGAACGGGGCGUCAGAUGAGAUCUUUGACCUGAUGGGCUAUGCCCUUCCCCCAGGAACGAUUGUGGCUACGCAGGCGUGGUCCAUGCAUCGUGAUCCCUCUGUUUUCCCUUCCCCAGAAACCUUCCUUCCAGAACGCUGGCUCGAGAGCUCCUCUACUCCUCCAGAGGAUCUGGCGAGGAUGGCGGCGCAUAUGAUGCCUUUCGGAACUGGAAGCCGGAUUUGUGGCGGCCAGAACCUGGCUCUUAUGUUGCUGAAGAUGGCCAUCGCCGCUUUUGUGCGCAAUUUUGAUAUUCGAGCACCUGCUGAGACGGACGAAAGGAGCAUGGACAUCAAAGAUAGCUUUGUGAUUUUCCCGAGCGCGAUGGAGUGCAAGCUGAUCUUCACCCCGCGCCAACUGUAA